CCCUACUCUCGCCGCGGCUCUGGCACUCUACCUCCGAACCACAUGCGAUGACAACCGACGCCAUAAUCCUCCCACCCGAGACUCUGGAAGACAUUCUUCGCCUCCGCGUUAGGGCCAAAGAUCUCAGCAAGGAGACUUCCAUUCGGCCCAUCAAUCGCUCGCAGCUGCAACAAUUCAGAGUACACUUCGUCUCCAGGCAUUUAUUCGAAGACGGGAGAGAUGAAAGAUGCACGGCAAAGCUGAUGGAAAGACAGAUGGUCUCUCGUGGGGAACUAUUCGGACCCCACAUCCCGCCUCGUACACCACGCUAGUGUAUGGAUCACGCCCUACAAGUACACUACAGCUAAGACCAGAUAUCCUAACCUAUAGCUAUAAAGAUUGAAUACUCAAAUCAGUACACCACAGAUCCCAUCGAAGACCUCCCACCCCUCUCCCUUACCAUCAACGAUGUCGCCACCGCAAGACCAUCUCCCCACUCCCUGGCGGCGAACACCACUCAUCCACUCCACAACCCUUUCGCAAUCCGCCGGAUGUCAGAUCUACUUGAAACUCGAAAACCUGCAACCCUCCGGCUCCUUCAAAUCGCGGGGCAUCGGAAACCUCCUAUUAACCCACCUGCGCGCCCAGCCCCCCUCGGCCCGCUCAAGCGUGCACUUUUACUCCUCUUCCGGCGGCAACGCAGGCCUAGCAUGCGUCGUGGCCGCCGUCAGUCUCGGUGCGCCCGCGACCAUCGUCGUCCCGCUGUCCACCUCUGCGUUCAUGAUCGGCAAGAUUCGGGACGCGGGCGCGAGCGAAGUCAUCCAGGAGGGCACGAGCUGGUACGAAGCCGACGAGCAUCUCCAGCGUGUCGUCAUCCCCGCUGCGCGUGAGAGGGACGAGAAGCCCGUGUAUGUGCCGCCGUUCGAUGCGCAGGCGAUCUGGGACGGGAAUGCGACGAUUACAUCGGAGGUCCUAGACGACUUAGGUCAGAGGCCGGAUGUGAUCGUGUGCAGUGUGGGCGGUGGGGGCAUGUUUAGCGGCAUCAUGCUGGGCCGUGAGAACGCAGGCGAGAGGGCGAGGGGCAUGAAGGUCCUGGCUGUUGAGACCGAUGGCGCGGAUAGUCUGAAUCUGAGCGUCAGGGAGGGUAGGCUGAGUACGCUGCCGGCGAUCACGAGUAUUGCGACGACGCUGGGGGCGCGGACGGUGGCGGAGAGGGCGUUUGAGCACACAAAGGAAGAGGGGGUCAAGAGUGUAGUUUUGAGCGAUAGAGAGGCGAUGGAGGGGUGUGUGAGGUUUGCGGAUGAUGAGAGGAUUAUGGUGGAGGCGUCGUGCGGAGUUUGCUUGGCAUUGUGUUACGGAGGGAGGCUCAGGAAGGUUAUGCCAGAAUUGACGGAGGAGAGCAAAGUCGUAAUUGUUGUAUGCGGCGGGAAGAACAUCACAGCGGCUAUGUUGCAAACUUGGGAAGAGCAACUCAAGCAGCCGGCGUGAUCGAGUAUUCAAAAGAUAAAUAGAGCAAGACAUAGAUAUGAUAUAGAGAGCUUUUAGGAGCAAGGUGUAGACUCCAGAUACGCCAAACCGAAACAUGACUG
Didymella exigua CBS 183.55 is the source of this 1568-nucleotide messenger RNA. RefSeq names its product tryptophan synthase beta subunit-like PLP-dependent enzyme. Gene Ontology annotation, molecular function: threonine deaminase activity; L-serine ammonia-lyase activity; pyridoxal phosphate binding. Gene Ontology annotation, biological process: L-threonine catabolic process; L-serine catabolic process. The transcript has a single exon. The record is from RefSeq and is a predicted model, not a curated record. The coding region runs from base 448 to 1467 and encodes 339 amino acids. Lineage: Eukaryota; Fungi; Ascomycota; Dothideomycetes; Pleosporales; Didymellaceae.